Anoplophora glabripennis (Asian longhorned beetle) is the source of this 2957-nucleotide messenger RNA. RefSeq lists its product as uncharacterized. The record is from RefSeq and is a predicted model, not a curated record. The transcript is spliced from 4 exons. NCBI's taxonomy places the organism in Eukaryota, Metazoa, Arthropoda, Insecta, Coleoptera, Cerambycidae. The coding region runs from base 164 to 2305 and encodes 713 amino acids.
CUGGCGAGUAGACGGUGAACCCACCUGUAGCGAACCGCUCGUGCUGAGUAACUGAAGGCGCGUGAGCCUUGCCGGUGUUGGUGCGUAGUUGAUGUGUUAAGGAUAACGUCGUCCUAGUGCCCGAAGGCGUCUUGAUUUUUUUGCCGCAGACUUUGAAGCGAAAAUGUGGCCCGUAAAGGUGCUCGUGUUACUAUGUGUCCUGACUGCAGGUCAAGCUUCUGACCCGAACAAGAAACCCCCAGUAACAGUCACCAGAACGGAACUGAAAGUAUCCAGAAGUUUGAACCCUGAGGAGACCCAGACAUUAAACGUUAUGACUAGAGAUGGUAGCGUAGCCCAGCUUAUUGUAAAACGAAGGGAUUCUAAAGCUAGAACACCUUCCCAAAACUACCAAGGCACAUCUACCCCUCCUCAGAGUUAUAAUAGUGUUAGGUAUGGUGAGGAAUUCACUUACCACAACCUGGAUAAUAACAAUUAUGCUAGCCAGAAUCCUAGGGCUGUAUUCACGAACUGGAUACCGUUGUCUCCUACAUAUUAUGAACCUAAGCUGAUAAGGCUGGAUUCGAUUGCAGUGGUCAGAAAUGAUAGUAGCAUCAAACCUAUUUCGAAUAGCUUGGGAAAUGUUAUUGACACUGAUAGGAUUCCUCACGUGGUCCCAAAACCAGUAACAGUUCGUUCGGAUGAAGUGUUCGUGAAGAACGUCAAGGACCAAAAACGAGGACGAUCAGUGAUGCACAUAGAUGACGACGGCAUCCCAGUCAUACACGGAGUCAGAGUACCCGAUGACCCAUCCGACACCAAAACCUGGAGGAACGCUAGAGUGAUAAACGGAAAACUAGUGCCAUACGAGGAGGGUUACAAGCCUCCUCCAGCAGUACCAGUUGGUGAACUGGUGUAUGCAAGUAGAACAGUGAAGACUAAUAAUGAUAAUAGUAAGUCUGUAGGUCCUUUCACAAAGGAAGAUAACUUUAAGAAACCAGAAACAAUACAAAAACCCUUAGGACCUUUUACUGUUAGGGAUAAUAUCGAUGAGGGAAAACCUAACCAAGAAAAACGUGAAGAAGAUAAACGCUUUGUAAAGAUUACCAGUGCAUCAGGGAUUGGUCCAUUUACUAAAGCUGAUAAUUCCAGAGCUGUUGAUACUAAAUUGAUAGAUUACAUCAAAGAAAUAAAUGCUCAAGAAUCUAAAAAAGAUUACUUUAAUAGGAGAAUGUAUAGGUCGUACGAACAACAGGACAACAACCAGCAAUUUCAACGAAGAAUGCUGUACUACCCUGGCGAACAAAAUUAUCCAGACUCUGCCCUUUAUAGUCCGCCAAGUAACAAACUAAGUCCAGUUAAUUUCAAUGAAGGUGUUAGGACACCAGUACUUCAAUACGCACACCCGGAACUAGGUGUUCAACCUGCAAAGGCAACUCCUGAAGAAGACUUAGCAAGGGAUUCUUACAAAGAGAAAAAAUCUCAGCCUUAUGAAGACAAUAAAGACAACAGUGGGAAAAGGUCGCAGUACUACAACAACAUAAACAGCGUCGACUACUACAGGAAGGACGUUAUGAAUUACCCUUACAACACCUACUACAUAAAGAAGACUACACCCGACCAACCAUUCUGGAUGAAAAUCACUGAAAGCAUAAAAGACAACGUACAAAGUGGAUUCGAAAGGAUGCACCAACUAACUCGUCCAGUGUUUGAUCCUAUAAUGGAAGCCACGCAGAAAAUUUCGCACAAUUUAGGUCUCAGUAAAGGCGUGCAGCGAGCACAAGAUAAAGUUGGUCUGAUAACCCCCGCUGGCACUUCCGUCAUACUUCCAGCGUUAGGUCUUGUAGCGGGAGGUGCCGCUCUAGGUCUAGGAGCUGCAGCUGUUGGUAGAUUUUUGAAUCCCGUAGAUAUGAGGUCACUGCAAGGGGUCAAUCCUAAUGAUAUCGUAUUUAUUAUGGAGGAACCUGGCAAAAAUCCUGAAGAGGAGCACAAAAGGUUCAGGAGGAGUAUAGAACAUGAAUAUUACAUGCAAGGGUUGGCAGGUCGGGUUGAGAAAGACGCCAGUUUGAGGAUGUUGACUGCUCCACAAUUCUGGUCAGACACACCUUGUUCCAAGAGGAUAUUUUGUGAGGUCAUGAUACGGCAGAAUCCAGAUGAAGUGCUGUUGAUGGAGAAAAGGAUGGACUCUCUUAUGUCAACGGCACAUCCUGAUGUAGUUAAUAUGGUGUCCCACCACCUUCACGAAGUCAUAGAUGCCGUGAAAAAUGGAGACUGCUUCAAAUUUGUCUGUAAUAAAAACAUACCAAUACCUCCGCCUGCAGCUUAAGGGAAACAAUCCAAGGAUAUCGUCCAAGAGAAUACUAUUAUUGAUGAUGCCAAAUCCAUGACAACUAUAGUUUAGACUAGAUAUAUUGGAUCGUGGACCGUAUUCUAAUAUUGUACAGUAGUUUCAUAUGAAACAAAUCUAUUGUUACCUAACUAACUUUAUUGUACAUAAUUAUUUAAUAUGCUUAGUUCGGACACCAAGAAUCUGUGGAUCAAAUAGUGUAUAUGUAUAAGUAUACAAAUGCUGAGUUGAUCUAGGAAGGAAAUAAUCUAGCAAAGUUCUUAAACAAGUGUAAUGUAAUUCUUUAAAAGAAAAGUUACAAAAUAUUAUUUUUCUCUAUUUAACUCACACUGUUGCUAUAACAUUUUUUAAGAAAAAAAUAUGUUAUAUAUUAAAAUUGUGAUAAAAAAGCUUCAAAUCCACGGAUUUACUGUUUAAAUUAUUAAUUUAAUAUAAGUGAUAUAAACUGUAUAUAGAUAUGUCAUAUUUAUCUACUGCAUUCCUAAUAUUACACAUAAUUCAUGCUCCCAAUUUAUAACAUUGUAAUAAAAUGAGUAGAAUUGCGUGAAACUUAUCCUUUAAACAAUCUUACCAUCUGAUAGUGCGUAAUAAAUUUGUUAAACAUUUAAGUUGAAUAAAAAUUUAAGAGGAA